Molecule: messenger RNA, 3451 nt
Organism: Heterocephalus glaber (naked mole-rat)
Lineage: Eukaryota; Metazoa; Chordata; Mammalia; Rodentia; Bathyergidae
Source: RefSeq, a predicted model, not a curated record
GUGCCUUUUUUGUAACAGAAGUCAGAUUCAUAGCCUGGUUUUUCUUUUUUGAGAUUGUUGCCCAGGCUGGUCUCGAACUCCCGGGCUCACACGAUUCUCCCAUCUCAGUCUUUUGAGUAGCUGGGGCUCCAGAAAACAUUUUCAUGUAGUUGUUGCAGUGAUCCAGUAAGGUUUGUGGGUUUAAGUAAGCUGCCAGCUCACAUUUCCUGACAGAGGAAGAAGGAGAGACGGCCCGUCCAGGCUACACUGCAUGUACCGUGCUGGGCUGGAGCCGAGGCACAGACCUCAUCAGCAGAGCCAGUCUUCCCCUGCCAUGCUGUGUCACCUCCCAGCCAGGUGGCCCUGUCAAUCGACCAGGGAGGACCCUGUGAGGGAGACAGAGCCCUGCCCUGGUGGAGCUGAGGUCUGGAGGGGCCACACCAGUGCUGUCCUGCUCACUCUGGAGCCUCUGAGGGGUCACAAUUAGGUCUUCAUCAGUGAGCCGUGUCCCCAAGGAGGAGGGACAGGAAGGUCAGGGUGCUGGGCCCUGCCCGGCUCCUCAGUCACUGUCCCUGGCCCUCUGCAGCCAUCCACUUUGGCUGGAUGCCGGAGGCUGAGAAGAGGAAGCUGGUGGCGGGGCUGACAGCCAGAGAGGAGCAGCAGCACAGCCCGCAGCUGGCUGACCUGAGGGCCUUCUCCAAGCACAUCUACAACGCCUACCUGAAGAACUUCAACAUGACCAAGAAGAAGGCCCGCAGCAUCCUCACCGGCAAGUCCAGCCACACAGCGCCCUUCGUGAUCCAUGACGUCGAGACACUGUGGCAGGCAGAGAAGGGCCCGGUGUGGAAGCAGCUGGUGAACGGCCUGCCGCCCUACAAGGAGAGCAGGGUGCACGUCUUCUCCCGCUGCCCGUACACCACGGUGGAGACCGUGCGUGAGCUCACUGAGUUCGCCAAGAGCAUCCCCAACUUCAGCAGCCUCUUCCUCAAUGACCAGGUGACCCUGCUCAAAUAUGGUGUGCACGAGGCCAUCUCCGCCAUGCUGGCCUCUGUCGUCAACAAAGACGGGCUGCUGGUGGCCAAUGGCAGUGGCUUUGUCUCCCAUGAGUUCCUGCGCAGCCUCCGCAAGCCCUUCAGUGACAUCCUCGAGCCCAAGUUUGAGUUUGCUGUCAAGUUCGAUGCCCUGGAACUGGAGGACGGUGACCUGGCUCUGUUCAUCGCGGCGAUCAUUCUGUGCGGAGGGGAGCGAGACCAGGGCAGAGACCGGCCGGGCCUCGUGAACGUGCCUCAGGUGGAGGCCAUCCAGGACACCAUCCUGCGCACCCUGGAGUUCCACCUGCAGGUCAACCACCCCGACUCCCAGUACCUCUUCCCCAAGCUGCUGCAGGAGAUGGCCGACCUGCGGCAGCUGGUCACCGAGCACGCCCAGAUGAUGCAGCGGAUCAAGAAGACGGAGACUGAGACCCUGCUGCCCCCACUGCUGCAGGAGAUCAGCGGGCCUCUUCUCCCAACUCUCGCUGCAACAGAAAGUUUUUUAAAGACAAAGAAAUUCAAAGCCAGCACAAACACACCAAAAAUGACUGUGCUUCUUGAUCUCUUUCGAGUUUCAUAUUCUUAAUGAAGAAGAUUAUCCAGUUGUUGAUGUGUUUUUCCACCAUCAGUCUGUCAGCAGUUAAUGGUAAAGUCUGCCUGGCAGCUUCUUUCCAAUGCGAUCACAAAACUAUUAUGCUAGGAAGAGUGUCCUGGUGUUCACAUUUAAAUGAGAUUCUUAGCGCAGGUGUUUGGAUAGUCAGUCAUAUGGGAAAAAUAUUUUAUCUUUAGUUUUACUAAUCUCUGCUUGAAAAUAUGGCACUUCCUUCCAUUUUGAAUAAAAACACAGUGAUGUUACUACUACCCUUGAUUUUUUCCACCAUUAGAAAUCGGUAAUUUCGUAUCACAGUAUAGUUAUUGGAGAUAUUGUAUAAUUUCAUUUAUGAUCCCAAGUGCUUGGAAUUAAAAUAGUUAUAUUGUACCUGCAAGCUGAUCUUGCUUAAUGCUGUCAGAAAGGAGCACACAAAUGAUUAUAUAAGAGUUUGCUAUUUCUAAGAUAUUUUAACAAUUAUAUCUCAAAAUAGUUGUUUUCCCUUACAAUCCUGUUUUUAGAAUAACUUUACCCUCAUGUAACUCUUAUUCUGAGAUAAAAUCCAUGGUCUUUACCAGGAUGUCAAGAGUCUGUGGCACAAAAACUUGAGAACAUUUACCUCAAAUGUGGUUAAUUCUUGCUCAGGAACAAUGUAAAAACCCCUACAGUAAAGCACUACCAGGGACAUCCUACUUAGAACUCAGGCAAUUGAUAUUCAAAGCAGCUUUUCAUUUGUCCAAGGACCUAAGCAGAUUUUCUGGGCGCAUCAGACUUGCUUCUUAUAUCUGUUAUUGAUCAAAAAUGAUGAUGAGCUGGAUUUCAAAUCCUGGGGUCAGGUGUCUCCCCUCCCACCCCAUCAGCUUGUGCUCCCCUUUGUGGUAUUCACCAUAAAGGUUCUUGAUCCCCUUCCUGGGUCCAUUGGUGACAUGGGCAUUGGACCACAACACCAUGUCUUUUUAUUUCUAAGUUGCUCAGGAAGGUCAACUCUCCUACUUGUUUUUCAAUGUUACUCCUGCUUGUAGAUUUAUUGCUAUUAUGAGUAACAGCUGCUGUGAAACACUUGGUUCAGCUCUGAGGAAACACCUUGUACUGGUGCUGGCAGAAAGAUAGCAGGUCUCACAUGAGUGACAGAAGUUUAAAGGAACAAAUACUAAAAUGAUGAGAUUUGGAUAUCUAUCAUUAAACAAACACUCCAUGUGGAUUCAGUAUUUGCAUUUUUAAAAAAUGUAUUCCUUCAAGAAUAUCAUCUCAGAGAUAACUCAUUGAAAUAAACAAAGCUGAAUAACAAAUCUAUUUGUGUUUGGGUUGCAAGAAGAUAAAGAUUCUAAAAUGAACAUUUUGAAAGGAAGAUAUUUUAUAUACUUGACAAUAAUUAUAAAAUGUGAAGUAAAAUUAUGGUUCAAAUAAAGUUUCCUAAAGUUACAUUGUACAAUAUUGCAGCUUUGGGAUGCCUUAAAGAGCAAACAGUAUAAACUGACUUUUCUAAAUGAGGAGAUUUUAUGGCAGGAAACAGUCAAUUCAAAUACAGCAGAGUCUUACCCGACUGUGACAUGUGGCAGAGCCAGGGGCAGAACUCAGAAAUCCAGACCUCAACCACAGCUCCUUCCACCUCUGCGUGUCAGUUGUUUCAAGGAAGCAAUGACUUUGGACCCAGGUACUUUCCAGUCCUCUGGCUUACCUAGCGAAUAUUGAGAUGACUUCACUCUCCUUUUUCUACAUCACACAUGAAAAUAUUGAAUGAGAGGAGUACUUAUGUCUCCCAAGUUAGGACGUUUGAUUUUCUCCUUCACUUAACCCACGGAAGCUGCCCACAGUCUUUCGACAUCACCUAGCCACAGUACCUCUCGUCUUU